AGAGUUUUGCUGCUGGGAAUCAGGCUCCAAAGGACACUGAAAAGCCUAUAAAUGCAACUCUUACAUCGGUAAGACACUGCAACUUGAAACUGGGGCUUUGAUCCAUGCCAAGCUGAGCAUUUUUUACUCAAGGACCAGUCUUCUGUAGUAGACACUUUUCCUUUAUAUUUUUGGGAAUAUCUGUUGAGUGGACAAUGACUUCCAGAAGACCAAUGACCCGUUCUUACUCUGGCAAUGGGAGGUCCGGCGGCAGCCACAAUGAGGAGGAGGUCAGCUCUUCGAAUGGCCGCUUGGAGAGCUGCAACUACCUCUCCAAUGUCAGGCCCGGAAACAGGAGUACAUUGUUCGGUGUGAUGGCUCAGCUGACUGAGGACACCCAGCCUGUAUUUGAGACCACCUUAAAAUCCAAGGCCGUGUCAGAGAACUGUAAUGUGAAGUUGACAUGUGUGGUUACAGGAAACCCAGCCCCAGAACUGACGUGGUACAGAGACGACAUGGAGUUGGACCGAUACUGCGGUCUUCCAAAAUAUGAAAUUGGCCGCAAUGGAAAAACACACACACUCCAAAUUUACAACUGCACAGUGGAUGAUGCAGCCAUCUAUCAGGCUUCAGCCAGGAACAGCAAAGGCAUUGUCUCCUGCUCUGGGGUUCUGGAGGUGGGCACCAUGAGCGAGUUCAAGAUCCACCAGAGGUUCUUUGGCAAGCUGAAAGAGAAGGCGGAGAACAAGAAGAGGGAGUUGGAAGAGAGCAGGAGAAGGGGAAAUGAGAAUGUCCAGAAGGAUCCUCAGGAACAGAAGCCUCUACAGAACAGCCCGAUCGCCCCUCAGAGGAAGCGCCGGACCCCAAGUGCCCUCUCUUCACCACCGAAUGGGGAGGAGAACACAGUCAGCCAGGGGGCAGUGGCUGUAGAACCUAAUGGGGCCAGUGCUGAAGUCAGUGAACCGGCCCCAGUGACGACUACAGAGAAUGGGAGCAAGACUCCCAACAAUGACUUUGACAAUGUGGAGAUUGUCACCACCAAGCCCCCAACCACAGAAAUGUUUGCCAAAAAAAAGAUGAAGAUCUCAAAUGGUAUAGAUUCUGGGGUUGUUAGCAGUAACAGUAGUCAUACAGGACCAGGCACCAGUGAAAAUGCAUAUGAUGGAGGAAUAAGUUUGGCUCAAUUUCUGUCAGAGACCCUUCAUUCACAGACUGCUGAAGAAAAGAAGAUCCCUGCACGAGUGGAGGAAACUGUGGCAAUGGAGGCAAUGGAUACUACUACUACAGAUCCUAAAACAAAUGCAGAAAAACAGAAAGAAAGAGAGGAGAAGGGGAGAGAGAGGGCAGAAAGAGGAAGGGCGGAGAGAGAGAGGAUGCUUGGAGAAGAACAGGAAAGAGAGAAAAUGUCAAUUGAGAGAGCAAGAGAGGCAGAGCAGUUGCAAAGGACAACAGGACAUAACAACACUGCCUCAGAGGUCAGAAUGGAGGCUAAGACGCAUGUCCAUAAGGAGGGAGAUCCUCAAGAUUACCACCACAUUCAGGAAACACUUUCCAAUGUGCUCCACUCAGUCAAAUACUUUUUCUUUGGUAAGAGUAAGAAGGAUUAUGCUUCUUCUGAUCAUCAUGUGAAAGGUCAGGAGAAGGACAGAGGUCAUCCAGUUGCCCCAACACAGCCGUACCCUAGCCCUCCCCAUCCACAGGAGCCAGAUGGUCACCCAGAGGUGUAUAAACCCCCCACAGAGGAGACAGUGCCCAUGGCGGUAGUAGCACCAAAAACUAACGUACCACACAAGCAGCUAGCGUCAUUUGAGAGGUUGAACCCAGCUGAACACAAGCAUGGAUUUACUGUUUCACACUCAGAAGAACCCCCGCCAGCUCCCAGAAGAGCACCAGAGAGUGUGCCUGAUUCACUGGAGCAUGUUGAGCAGAAGGAGGUAUGUCCGGAGGUGAUGAUCAGCAGCAGUACAGAGACAGUGCCCUCAUCUGGCCCUCCAGCCCUCAGUGAGGCAACUGUGGACCAGACCCAGGCAGACCCUGUCCCCCAUGUGAUUGUCUCAGCCCCACAUGAGCCAAACAUCCAAGUGUUUUCUUCCGGGACUGAUCAGGUGACAAGACAUGAUGCCAAAACUGAAGAUUUACACAAACAGGGUCCAUCUGACACUCCAUGGAGCCCAGACCCCAGCAGUGGAGCAAGUUCCCAUAUGUCAAACCGCACUAGUGUGGGUGAAAGCGGGAGUGCUCCUAACAAUAAUGUCUCACCCACAGUCAACCUCGGCCUGAUGACAGUAACCACAGAAAGUGAGAAAGAGAAGGUAAUGCAUGUGGAUGAGAAGGGCAUUGGAAGUGUCUAUGAGACACAAAAUAAAUGUUCUUGUGCUUUUGAGGAGAAAGGAGAGAAAGGUGAUGUCAAAGCAGAGAAUCAACCAUGUCCCACUUUAAAUGUGAGUGUUUUAGAGGAGAGGAGAGAGAAGAUAAAUAACAAGGAGAUUCAUUUCAAUAGUUUGCUCCCAGAGAGUUCAGAGAAUGAUGGUCAAAAUACACCAGAAGAAUGCCCUCCUGUGGCAGGGGGGGACCAAUAUCUCAACAUAAAAGAUAAUUCUACCUUGGCUUUGGAGGAAAGUCUUGAAAGUGCCUUAAAAGUGGAAUAUACUCCUGCUUUGGAGAAAAGUUUUGUGGACAGUUCAUUUGGCAACCUGAAGAUACAAGAACAGGUGGCACCUAUUAUGCAGAAAAUGUCUGAGCAAAAGGAUGUGAACUUAGAGAGAAACGAAGUGCCGACCCGCACUUUUGAGAGACAUGAUGAAACAGAAGAAAAAGUGGCUGAAAUAAAGGUGGAAGUGCUGGGUGAAUCUAAGAUCCAUUCAGAGACCCAGCCUGUGAAAGGCUCUGUCAUUGUGUCCCCUGUGCCACCAGUGUCAGCAUCAGUUACCAGCCCAGAGGCUAAUUCCACUCAUCUGGGUGGAUACUUUGGAAAUGUACCACAGAUUAGAAUGGUAGAUUCUGCUCUUAGAAUCCCAGAAAUCAAAAUAAUUGUGCCAGAACAACAGAUAAAAGAAGAGCAAAUGAUUAUACCAAAUAUAGAGAUUAUGGAAGCAGAAGUCAAAGAGCCUACACAGCCAUUGAUACCUAUUACACCCAAUGAACCUUCAUCAGAGACAGACAUUUUCCAAAAGGAUGUUGCAAAUGAUGUGUCAGGCAUAAUGAUAGCAGAAAACAGCUCAGCUUUUACCCCAGUGGUUAUAGAUGUGACACCCACUCAAGAAAGUAUGUGGAAUGAUGAAAUCAUCCGACCAACAGAGAAAUUGCAGGAAGUUCCACAACCAGUUGAAGAGGCAAAAACACCUACGGCAGAGCAGUCAUCUAACAUAAAGAAUGAGUGGCUCACAAAGACGUUAAUUCCUGCAAUAAAUGUUUCCUAUACUGAUGACAGUAAACUCAGGAAAAUAGAUCAUGAAUAUCCACAUGUCAAGCCCCACGUCUUAGAUAGAGGAAAGCCAAUGGAAGCACCCAGUGUGCCUCUGCGUGUGGUCCCUCCUAUUUCUGAAAGCAAGGAGCUUCCUAAAAAUGAGAAUAAAGAAUCAGAAUCAUUGGCGGAUAUGCUCAGGGGGGUCAAGAGUGAUUUUGAAAAUGUUACUUCCUAUGAGUCUGACAAAUCCCAUAGUGAGCCACAGAAACAGACUAUAGAAACAAAGGAACAGAGUAUGAUACACAACAUCCCCUCUGUGUCAUAUAAAGCCUUAAUGCCAACAGAAGUAACAACAAUGCAAAAAGCUGGGGACAUCAGUUUUACUGAAACUGAAAAAGUAAAACCACUCAAAGAGUCAAGGAUAGAGUCUUACAUCAUUGGCGAUGAACCAAGAGAAAGAAACCCUAUUGAAAGGCUUGCUGUCAAACCCCCAACACCCCCCAGGAGUCCCAGCAGUCUCCGCAGGCUCACGUCAAGGACUCCCCCUGCCAUUACUGUGGAUGACCCUCUUAACAGUGAGAAGGCAGUAUCGGAGCAGAGUGUUGGAGACACCACAACGUCCUCCCUGUCCUGUGAGAGCAGCCCCAGGCUGAAAAGAAGGGACAGUCUGACCCUCAUCCGCUCUGCCACGCCCGAAGAGCUGGCCUCUGGAGCUCGCCGCAAGAUCUUCAUCCCCAGGGAGGGAGAAGGGGUUGGGGUAGUGGUGGCACUGGGUGUGGGUGGUAGUCCGCUGGACACCCAGGUCAAGAAGGAGGCUCCAUAUAUGUCACCCAGUCAGGCUCGCAGGGCAGCAUUCCUGCAGACCCCAGCAGGCUCACAGACCCCACCGCUGGAGAGACGGUCCCCUCUUUUGAGCCGUAGGAAGGCCACCUUGGAGGUGCCCAAAGUUGUGGAAGAGAUCAGCACUGAGGAGCCAGAGAGCCCCAAGACUGAGGUCAAACCUCCUGAGAAGGAGAAGCAGAACCCCUUCAAAGCUCCUCAGGUUAUCCGUAAGAUCAGGGGAGAGCCUUUCCCAGAUGCCUCAGGACACUUGAAGCUCUGGUGCCAGUUCUUCAACGUGCUCAGUGACUCCACCAUCAAGUGGUACAGGGACGAGGAAGAGAUAGUAGAGGUGAAAAGAAGUGGAGGAGAUGAAAGCCAAGUGGCGCUGGCUAUCGUCCAGACAUCCAGUCGAGAUUGUGGAGUGUAUUGCUGCUCAAUCAAGAAUGAAUUUGGGACAGAUUCCACUGACUUCCUUCUCAGUGUAGACCUACUUUCAGAGUACUUCCUGCGGGAGGAUUUAGAAGUUGGAGAAGAGAUGGAAAUGACUCCAAUGCUAUUCACCAAAGGCCUAGCAGACCCGGGCUACUGGGGGGAGAAGUUCUUUGGGCGCAUCAUGACACAGGAGGCCCACCUGGGAGAGGGCUGUGCACAUAAGGCCUGCAGGGUGAAGGUUAUCUAUGGCCUAGACCCUGUGUUUGAGUCCGGAACCACCUGUAUCAUUAAAUUACAAAGCCCCAUCGCCUAUGGGACCAAACAGGAGAGCAACCUUGCAGAGAAAAACAUGGAAAUGACUAAGCAAGAGUGCAAAAUCCAAAACACAGUUCGAGAGUAUUGCAAAAUCUUUGCAGCUGAGGCGAGGGUGAUUGAAAACUUUGGCUUUUCACUGGAAGUGAGCCCUCUCUAUCUGGUGUACCGCCCUGCCAACUCUGUCCCUUACGCCACUGUGGAGGCUGACCUGAAGGGCAUCUUCCUUAAGUACUGUAUGAUGGAUGCCAAAGGCAGGCUGAUCACCAGAGCCACCUCAGAGGUGGAAAUGAAAUGCUGCUCCUUCCAGCAUUGGAUCCACCAAUGGACAAACGGCAACUUACUGGUUACUGGGCUGGAGGGUGUUGGACCGAAGAUCACUAAAGUUAGAAUCGUCACGAAAUCAAAGGGGUAUCAAGGCCUUACAGAUGAUGGUUAUCCUAAGGUGUUUGAGCAGUUCCUGACCCAGCAUCAGUGUAACUACUACUGUGGGCUCCUCAGCCUGAGAACUCUGAAGCCCAUGGACACCCUGCAGCAGCCCCCCAAGAUCAAAGGCUCCCGGAGCCCCUUGCUCGGCAGGAAGUUAGGCUCGUCCAGCCCUCAGCACAACAGGAAGUUGGGCUCAUCCAGCCCCCAGCUGCAGAGAAGAGGACUGAACAGCCCCUUGACAACCAGAAAGGCCACCUCCAGCCCAAAGGUGCCUAGAAAGACUAGGGAGACAGAAGACAACCAAUCCACAGCCAAACCCAAGGCGGAGGAGAGUAUCAAAGUUGUGGUAUGAGGUAGCAACGUCCAAAGUUUGAUACAUAUCAAAGCAGUUUCCCUUUUCUUUCACGCCAACGUUCAGCUUUUUUAUGUUUUCCUGUCACCCAUUGCUGUAUUUAGUUGGGUUGAAGCAAGGACGACCAGCAUGGCCUUGAACAAAAUGUUACAGAGCUUGUGCCUGAAAAGUCUUCAUCCAAGAAGGAGAGACAAACAGGGAGAUGAGUUCAAAUCUAGGGAAUAGGUCACCCUAGGGGAUAUUUAUAUAACAUUACUGUGAAUUUCUCAAUAACCAUCAGUAGUAGUAAGAUACUCCCCAUUCUCCAGCUUUGUGCUGAAAUGGUUUAAGUGAGUGGAGGAGGUACAGUACCUUUAAGAAAACUUCCAGCACUAAGGAAAUGGGACACAGUUUUCUCUCACAUCCAGUACAGUCUUUUUCAAAAGAAGAGACUUGUGAAGUGGUUGAAACAAUGGUGCUGGAUACAAAGCCGUGGCCGUAAGCAGAGCUCUAAUAGCUUGAUGCAGAUGCAAGGGUAGUGAAGUGCACCAACUGCAUUGUACAUCUGGGAUGUAUAAGUCUUGGUCAUUGAAAUUGUUUUUGUUGAACAGUAAUUGGAUCUUGUUACUGUUGGUCGUAUAGCAUGCUCUACUUGUUUCUAUUAUGGCAGUAUUAUGUCCUUAAACUACGCAUUACAGUCUUCCGAACACUGAGCAAAGACAACACUACUCUUGCCUCUUCACUGGAAAUAUGUUUUUGUGCACUUUUUUUGCCAAAUGUUUUCUUGCCUUUUGAAAACUGCCAGGUUUUAGUAGUUCAGUUCAUUUUUGUUGAACUUUGUUCAAAUCCUGUAAUCUGUUCAUUGUAAAUGAACAUGUUCACAUGCUUAACUCUGAACAGUACAGUAGACCGAUCCCCUUAACCUGGUUCUUUAAAGGAAUAGUACAGUACACCGAUCCCCUUAACCUGGUUCUUUAAAGGAAUAGUACAGUACACCGAUCCCCUUAACCUGGUUCUUUAAAGGAAUAGUACAGUAGACCGAUCCCCUUAACCUGGUUCUUUAAAGGAAUAGUACAGUAGACCGAACCCCUUAACCUGGUUCUUUAAAGGAAUAGUACAGUAGACCUAUCUCCUUAACCUGGUUCUUUAAAGGAAUAGUACAGUACACAGAUCCCCUUAACCUGGUUCUUUAAAGGAAUAGUACAGUAGACCGAUCCCCUUAACCUGGUUCUUUAAAGGAAUAGUACAGUAGACCUAUCUCCUUAACCUGGUUCUUUAAAGGAAUAGUACAGUACACAGAUCCCCUUAACCUGGUUCUUUAAAGGAAUUGUACAGUACACCGAUCCCCUUAACCUGGUUCUUCAAAGGAAUAGUACAGUAGACCGAUCCCCUUAACCUGGUUCUUCAAAGGAACAGUACAGUACACUGAUCCCCUUAACCUGGUUCUUUAAAGAAUUAGUACAGUAGACCGAUCCCCUUAACCUGGUUCUUCAAAGGAACAGUACAGUACACCGAUCCCCUUAACCUGGUUCUUCAAAGGAUUGACUCUUUCACUGACCUUGAGUGUUGAAGAGCAAUAAAGGGAUUACUGAAAUAAACGCUUUAACUUUGGAAUGCACAUGUUUGGUGCCAUUUAAAUGGGUCAACUCACAAAGUAAAAGAAUAAGAGCUAUAAUAUCAGAACCAUGUACAAACUGCUUUGGACCUGUCCCAUGAUCACAGUAAAGCAGUAGCUUACCUCCAGCUGACUUUUGUGAUUGAAAAUGAUAUGCAUUCUCAACAUUCACACUUCUGGGGGAGGGGUGGGAUGGGGAUAUUGUCACUAGUUUUGAAGCGUACAGUAUGUGAAUGUGUGUGUGAGUGUGUGAGUGAGUGAGAGCGUGCAAGAGGGAUUAAGAGUGUUUGAUAUGUUGGCAGAAUGCUAAUGAAAUUAAUGUCCCUGACACUGUAAUAUCUGGUAUGUUAUGUUGUGAUUUUGUACAUACAAUUCAUGUCAAACGUUCAUAUUCAUAUUUUCACAUACUGUUUAUUUAGAUACAAUGCAUAAUUUGAUUUACUGAUUUACUCAAUGCAAAUAAUCCACUCUUACAACUUCCAAUCCUUAUUUAGCACAUUUCAGCAUUUCUUUGCAAUGAUUUCCAAUAUAUCUGUUCUCUGACUCUUUGAAUGAAAGAGUGAAUCUUAAGAACUAAAUAACUAUAUUUAUCAUAAAUAAAAUUGUAAAAACCCGUUAAAGGAUUUGUUUUAUCUGUACAAGCUUUAUCUUCAUUUUGUAAUCUCUGGAUGGAGUUUAAUCUACAUUACUUAUAGUAUAAAUAUAUACAAUCAAAUGUGAAAAAAAGUUAUGAAACAUAAUAUAUACUGAAAAUAUAUACUGAAAAUACAAAGAGCUGAUCUACUCACUGGUAAUUAACACAUAAAAUGACUUACAGGAAGACCUAGUUACAAACUGCAUAAUCAAAGAGAUCACAGCAGUUCGUAAAGUACAAAGUGGCGUUGGUCACCGUGCUCCAGGAGCCCUCAAAUGAGAUGGUCCCAUUGUUCACAGUGCUGCAACAAAGUAUUAGGUUAGAUUUGGAGAAUGAUCUGGAGAGAAACAUGUUAUAUCCAGCUCCUAACCCCUCUUCCACUGUUGUACUUGUUCAAACCUACCUUCCAAAGAGAUCAGUACAGCAGUUUUUUAGGUCUAUAUUUGUGGUGUUGAAAAAGGACGUCCUGAAAACAUCCAAACAGUCAAGAGGAGGAACAAAGAGAAUACCUGGAGAGGUCACAAAGAAACAAAGUAAACAUGAUGCUCCUGCACUCUUGCACAUACUAAUCUAAAAAUAAACGUGUGAGAUGACACAUCCAGGAGAGGGAAGAUGAUGAGGAAACUGAUAUUAAGAACAGUUUUGAAGUGAAAAUAAGCACAGACCUGCAAUACAGGCAUUAAUCAGAGACACACAGGUCCCAGUGAACAGGGCUCUCAAUACCAAAGAGGAGAUGUCGGCUCUUCUGGAUGGGCAUAUGGAGGCUAUAAAGUAACAUCACAAAAUACAGAAAUUGUUAAAAAUAUAUUCUGAUGGAUGGCAACACAUGGAGAAAGAUAAGGUGGUACAAAGUGUGGAAUCUUAUACUCACAAAGGCCUCCAAUUACGAUCCCCAGUGAGCUGAAAUUGGCAAAUCCGCACAGAGCAAAAGUGGAGAUGAUCUCUGAUCUGACCUGUAAAUGGAGAAACUCAGUACAUUAGAAGAUUGUGCUACAACUGUAAUGUGAUUAUCUCACCUAGCUAUCUUUAUUUUAUUUGAAUGAACCUUUAUUUAACUAGGAAAGUCAAUUAAGAAAAAAUACAUAUAUUUACAAUGAAGGCCUACCCCAGCCAAACCCUAACACAGACGAUGACGG
This is a messenger RNA of Oncorhynchus gorbuscha (pink salmon), 9096 nucleotides long. RefSeq names its product alpha-kinase 3a (gene alpk3a). Gene Ontology annotation, cellular component: nucleus. Gene Ontology annotation, molecular function: protein serine/threonine kinase activity; ATP binding. Lineage: Eukaryota; Metazoa; Chordata; Actinopteri; Salmoniformes; Salmonidae. The transcript is spliced from 14 exons. Gene Ontology annotation, biological process: protein phosphorylation; cardiac muscle cell development. The coding region runs from base 195 to 5732 and encodes 1845 amino acids. The record is from RefSeq and is a predicted model, not a curated record.